AUGUCCAGCAGUGGUCUUGACUUCUUCGACCGUGUACCCGCUUACGAGCAGCAUCCAGACUUGACGAACAAAUAUACUGCAGUUAAUGAGCCGAGCCACCUUUCUCGAAACAAGACAGAGCGUUGGCGUCUCCAGGGUCUUCAGAGGACCCUUACCGAUCCCAGCACUUCGACGAAUCCAGCCGACUAUGUCUACGUCCCGAAAACUUGGAAAGAGAAGUGGGAUCUCUGGAUGAUCAACGAGGGCGGAAGGAGGAUCUUCUUUUUUGCAUGGGUCUUUCUCCAUCUUGCUGUCGCAGCCCUUGGUUCGGUCCACUAUGGUCUGAAAGACAACCUCGUCACUGCCCGUAAGACGUUCGGCAUUACGUUCGUGAUCGCCCGUAGUGCUGCUCUCGUCCUUCACGUCGAUGUCGUUUUCAUCCUGCUUCCGGUAUGCCGCAACUUCAUCUCUUUAUGCCGUCGCACUCGCUUGGGGCAGAUCAUCCCGUUCGACAAGAACAUCACCUUCCAUAAGGCGACCGCCUGGUCCAUCGUAUUUGGCUCCGUCGUGCACAUCAUCGCACAUAUGGUCAACUUCACCGAGUUAGCAUUUGCUGACCCCGACGCCACAACCCCCGCGAAGCGUUUCGUCAUAUUCCUGACGGCCAACUUCGCCACGGGACCCGGUCUGACCGGUUGGAUCAUGACCGCUGCGCUGGGGAUCAUGGUCUACUACGCCAUGGAGAAGAGACGAAGGGCUAGAUUCGAGGCGUUUUGGUAUACCCACCACCUCUUUAUUGUGUUCUUCCUCGCCUGGCAGUUCCACGGCAUGUUCUGCAUGAUUCAGCCGGACAGGCCUCCUUACUGCUCCUUCAACACUAUCGGUGUCUUUUGGCGAUAUUGGCUCGUCGGGGGUGUCAUCUGGAUAAUCGAGCGUAUCCUUCGCGAAGUCCGUUCCCGCCAUCGCACGUAUAUUUCCAAGGUCAUUCAACAUCCUUCGAACGUCAUGGAGCUGCAGAUCAAGAAGGAUAAAACAAGAGUUCGCGCAGGACAAUACAUCUUCCUUUCCUGCCCCGAAAUCUCUUAUUUCCAGUGGCACCCUUUCACUCUCACCAGUGCGCCCGAGGAGGAUUAUAUCUCCGUGCACAUCCGUGUCGCUGGUGAUUGGACGACCGCUAUGUCCAAGGCGGUUGGUUGCGACUUCAAGAGCAAGAAGGGUGAAAAAGACAAGGAUGGUGGAGGAAAGGUUAUCGGCACCGACGUGAACCCGCCUGUUAACAAGAUUUUGCCUCGCGUUAUGGUUGAUGGCCCGUUCGGCAGUGCAUCCGAGGACUUUUUGAACUAUGAGACAGUGCUGCUGGUCGGAGCUGGUAUUGGUGUUACGCCGUUCGCUUCAAUCUUGAAGUCAAUCUGGUAUCGGAUGAACAAUCUCAACAACUCGAAGCCAACUCGUCUCUCUAAGGUCUACUUGACUUGGGUCAUCCGUGACUUCGGCUCCGCAGAAUGGUUUCACUCUCUCCUGCACGCCAUCGAGGAACAAGACACCCAGAACCGAAUCGAGAUCAACAUAUACUUGACUGCUAAGAUCAAAGAGGACGACAUGAACAAUAUCAUCGUGCAGGAUGUCGGAGCCGAGAAGGACGCCAUCACGAGCUUGAAGGCGCCCACGCAUUUCGGUCGUCCGAAUUGGGACCGCGUGUUCUCCUCUAUUGCGCAACAGCAUCCAGAGACGGACGUCGGUGUGUUCUUUUGUGGACCUUCGAUACUUUCAAGACAAUUGCACCAGUCGAGUAAUAAGUUCUCGAAGCCGAAGGGGACGAGGUUUUUCUUUGGAAAAGAGAAUUUCUAG
This is a messenger RNA of Stereum hirsutum FP-91666 SS1, 1827 nucleotides long. Its product is annotated as NADPH oxidase isoform 2. The transcript has 6 exons. The coding region runs from base 1 to 1827 and encodes 608 amino acids. NCBI's taxonomy places the organism in Eukaryota, Fungi, Basidiomycota, Agaricomycetes, Russulales, Stereaceae. The record is from RefSeq and is a predicted model, not a curated record. Gene Ontology annotation, cellular component: NADPH oxidase complex; plasma membrane. Gene Ontology annotation, molecular function: superoxide-generating NAD(P)H oxidase activity. Gene Ontology annotation, biological process: defense response; superoxide anion generation.